This is a messenger RNA of Pomacea canaliculata, 3383 nucleotides long. Its product is annotated as ATP-dependent RNA helicase DDX1-like. The coding region runs from base 73 to 2268 and encodes 731 amino acids. The transcript has 26 exons. The record is from RefSeq and is a predicted model, not a curated record. Lineage: Eukaryota; Metazoa; Mollusca; Gastropoda; Architaenioglossa; Ampullariidae. Gene Ontology annotation, molecular function: ATP binding; protein binding; nucleic acid binding.
GAUCUCGAACCAUUUGCGCGCCGAAGUUGUUUGGGAAUUUUGUCGUCUGGUUCUGGCAGCAUUACAAACACCAUGACUGCUUUCGAAGAAAUGGGAGUGAUGCCUGAAAUUGCACAGGCUGUGGAGGAGAUGGAUUGGAACUUACCAACUGAUGUGCAAGCUGAAGCUAUCCCUAUGAUUCUUGGUGGUGGGGAUGUCCUAAUGGCAGCAGAAACAGGCAGUGGAAAAACAGGUGCUUUCUGUCUGCCCAUUCUGCAAAUUGUGUAUGAGACUCUUCUUGAUCAGCGUGAAGGCAAAGGAGGAGGAGGAGGAAAGCGAACUGGACAAACUGGCAGUCACAAAUGGAAGAUGAAUGCACAUGACCGUGGUGAUGCCCUUGCAAUUGAUCCAGAGGGGACACUCUGUCAGGCUCGUGAUUCCCAAAAUUGGCAUGGCACUCGAUCCAACAAGGCUGUAGUAGGAGGAGGUAAAUGGUACUUCGAAGGAACAGUGACAGAUGAAGGUCUCUGCCGUGUGGGCUGGUCGACUGACCAGGCACGACUUGAUCUUGGUACAGACAAAUUUGGCUUUGGUUUUGGAGGAACUGGCAAAAAAUCUUGGAACAAACAGUUUGACACCUAUGGUGAGCCCUUUGGAAUGAAUGACACUAUUGGAUGUUAUUUAGAUCUGGACAAAGGAGAAAUCUUCUGGUUCAAAAAUGGAAUAGACCUUGGCAAAGCCUAUGACAUUCCUGCCAAUCUGAAAUCUGAGCCAUUCUAUGCUGCUGUUGUGCUAAAGAAUGCCGAAAUGCAUUUUAAUUUUGGAGAAAGUCCUUUCAAGUUUCCUCCAAAAAAUGGCUUUGUUGGUCUGGCUAGUGCAUCAGGCAAGAAUGUCAUUGACUCCAAGGUAGUAGCGGAAGGACCAGUAAAUGCCAAACCUGCACCAAAUGCACCCCAGGCAAUCAUUAUUGAGCCAUCCAGAGAACUGGCGGAACAGACGUGUGUGCAGCUGCAAAAAUUUAAGAAGCACCUGAAAAACCCGACGGUCAGAGACUUGCUAAUUAUUGGAGGUGUAGCAGCACGAGAGCAAGUAGAUGCUCUAGAAAAGGGGGUGGACAUUGUGGUGGGCACGCCCGGUCGUCUAGAAGACCUUAUCUCCACGGGCAAGCUGGCGCUACAUCAAGUGCGGUUCUUUGUGCUGGACGAAUGUGAUGGAUUGCUGUCUCAAGGCUACGGCGACCUGAUCAACCGACUUCAUCAGCAGAUCCCCAAGGUCACCAACGACGGAAAGCGGCUUCAGAUGAUUGUUUGCUCGGCCACGCUUCAUUCCUUCGACGUCAAGAAAAUGGCGGAGCGGCUGAUGUAUUUUCCUACCUGGAUUGACCUGAAAGGUCAGGACUCAGUACCGGAGACUGUACAUCAUUGCGUUUGCAUGGUCGAUCCCAAGGUGGACACUCAGUGGAAGACUCUGCGACAACACAUUGUCACCGAUGGCGUUCAUCAGAAGGACAAAAUCGGAGGCGAUACACCAGAAACGUAUUCUGAGGCUGUGAAAAUUCUCAAGGGAGAAUACGUCAUCCGCGCCAUUGAGAAGCACAACAUGGAUGUGGCCCUCAUCUUCUGCCGCACCAAGCUGGACUGUGACAACCUGGAGAAAUACCUCAAUGAGCGAGGCAAAGGGAAGUACUCCUGCGUUUGCUUACAUAGCGAUCGUGCUCCCAAUGAGCGGAAGGCAAACCUACAGAAAUUCAAGGAUCGCAAAGUUCGCUUUAUGAUCUGCACCGACGUGGCUGCCCGUGGAAUCGACGUCAACGGCCUUCCCUUCGUGAUUAACGUGACCCUUCCCGACGAGAAACAGAACUACAUCCAUCGUAUCGGUCGUGUGGGGCGAGCCGAGAGGAUGGGUCUAGCAAUAAGUCUUGUAGCUGCGAACAAAGAAAAGGUGUGGUAUCACUCCAACUGCAGCAGCAAAGGUAAAGGCUGCUACAACACGCGUCUGACUGACGAAGGGGGCUGCUGCAUCUGGUACGACGAGCCCACGCUUCUUAACGACAUCGAAGAGCAUCUGGAUAUCACCAUUGACCGCGUCGGCAACGACUUUGAUGUACCUGUCAACGAAUUUGAUGGCAAAGUGACGUAUGGUCAGAAGCGUAAAGGAGGAGGCUCAUUGUACAAGGGACACGUGGAGUUUCUGGCACCAACAGUGUCCGAGCUGGCACAGCUGGAGAAAGCGGCCCAAACUUCGUUCAUCGACCUGAAGUACAAGAAGAAGUUCGCGCGUCGCCAGUAAUUUGCGUCUUACCUUCGACUACAAACAUGGCUGCCAACGGUCUGAUAAACGCCAUUCGAUCUUGGGAAAAAACGUAGUUUUAAUGAUUUCUUUUGCUUUAAGGUUCGCAGUGUUCUUAUGUUCUACUAAGCCGAUCAAGUCUGUUUUGGUGAAGCUAAUCAGUAAAGGCCGUUUUUUGACAAUUGAAAUAGGUAGGAGCUCAUCUUGACAUUCAAGAUGAUACAUGUACCGUCAGAAGGAACUAUCGUGGACUUGAUUAGUUUAGUGUUUAGUGGAGGAUGAGAUUUUUGUCCUUCUCUUAUCCACCUACUGGUUCUUGCAAGUGCCGAUGCUAGCUGCCUUCUUCUAGAGCCUUGACCAUAGAUGAAUAUAUACAUUACAUUCUUACUAUUCUAUUUCAGUACUAAUUUCUUUAAAAUUUCAUUUCCGACAUAAGUUCGUGACAUGUUGUUUUUCUUUUUGAAAUAUUCCAUACUCCCUCGCAGCACAGAAUACUGAAAACAUGCGAGUUCCACAGAAAGUAUAUGGGAGUCCUAUCCUUCACCAGGAGACCCAUGUGUUUUCAGCAUACUGUACUACUAAGGCUUCUGGUUUGUUUUAAUCUUAUUCACUUUAUUCUUUGUAUUGAAAAAUUUGACUUCAACAUUAAAAUCAUCUAUGGAAUUUUUACUGCCUGUUAUUUCUUUUUUUAACUGUGUGACUAAGUAAAAGACUGGCUUUAGAAACUGAAGGAUUUUUUUUUUUAAAUCGUUUAAUCUUUCACUUUGAGUAUAGAUCAGUCAGUAUGGCCCUCUAAGCAUGAAAUUGUUUCUAAAAUUCGGUUUUCGUGAAUAGUUAUUGCUCUUUUGAGAUCCUUUGCUCCUUAUUGGUUAUAAAGGAGAUCUUCCGGGGAUAACAAAAAAAAAAAAAAAAAUGAUAAAGAAUUACUGAUAGAUGGAAUUUGAGUUUGCAAUUAUUAACGAGAGAACUUCUUAGAGAAUGAAAACACGAUGGAGAGUUUUAUUACUAACUUAACAUGAUAGGUGUUACUUAGAUUAUGUGAUUUACCACAGUCAACAUUGUUAUUUGAGUGCAGUUUAUUUCAUUUAUGAAACAUGAGCUAUGAUGUAUCAUUA